UCCGGUUUCGGAAGGCAUACAUGCAACAACUCCCAAAAAUCAGCGCGUUAUAAAUAAAUCUCAAGGCUUGAAGUUUUAACGCAACGUGUUAAAAUUUUACAUGCUAUCUGAUCGUUAAAUCAUUGAUACUAUCGAGUUUGACAGUUAAUUGACGUGUGUAAUUGUUCUACCAGAACUGACCGGUUCUACUUUCGUUUCGUGUCCACGUUGACAGGUCACGUGACCUAUUGUACUACAACUUCCUUUUUAACCUGCCACAUGAACAGUGUACACGAACAGAAUGAGUGCGACGCCUGUUUUUCACAAAGGAACUGUAAAAUCGGUCCUCUCUGGUGAUGCUGUUGUCAUCAGGGGCCAGCCCAAGGGUGGACCUCCACCAGAGAGAACCCUUUGUUUCUCAAAUGUGACUGCCCCAAGACUGGCCAGACGGGCAAACCCAAAUGUGGAUAACUCUGUCGAAACAAAAGAUGAGGCUUGUGCCUGGCAAGCAAGAGAGUUCCUCCGAAAGCUACUCAUUGGAAAGGAAGUGCUGUUUACAGUGGAAUACAAAACUCCCGCAGCCUCGAGAGAAUAUGGCUGUGUCUUCUUGCCAAAAGAUCCCACAGGAGAGACCAAAGAGAACAUGACAGAGCUGUUGGUUGCAGAAGGCCUCGUGGAACUUAGGAGGAUGGGUCUCCGAACUGAAGAUGAAAAUGCCCAGCGACUCAUUCAGUUGGAGGAGGCAGCCAAGGCUGCUGGGAAGGGCAAGUGGAACCCAGAGGUAAUCACCAACCCUGAGAACAUCAUCCGCGACAUCAAAUGGACCAUUGAAAACCCUCGACAGUUUGUUGAUUCCUUCCACCAGAAACCAAUUGAUGCUGUAAUUGAACAUGUGAGAGAUGGCUGCACGGUGAGGGCUUUCCUGCUGCCUGACUUCCACUAUGUGACCAUCAUGUUGUCUGGAAUUAAGUGCCCGAUGUUCAAAACCAACGACGCUGGUAAGCAGGAAGCAGAACCAUUUGCAGAGGAAGCCAAGUUCUUUACAGAGUGUCGUCUGCUGCAACGGGAAGUGAAGAUUGUCAUGGAGGGGGUGUCCAAUCAGAAUAUCCUUGGAUCUGUCCUGCAUCCAAAUGGGAACAUAGCAGAGCUGCUUCUAAGGGAAGGGUUUGCUCGCUGCGUGGACUGGAGCAUGGGCGUGGUCACACAGGGGGCCGAGAACCUCAGAGCUGCUGAGAAGUCAGCUAAAGACCGCAAGGUUCGUAUCUGGAAGGACUACUCCCCGGCCACUUCUGGACCCAGCAUCAGUAUCAAGGACAAGACCUUCCAAGGCAAGGUUGUCGAGUGUGUGAAUGGAGAUGCCCUUGUGGUUAAGACAGCAGAUGGGCAGUUCAAGAAAUGUUUCCUGUCCAGCAUUAAACCACCGAGGGCGGCAGCUGCUGCUGAAGCAGAAACCCCCGCCAAGCCAGGACCUCGCAUCACUCGCCCCCUGUAUGACAUACCAUACAUGUAUGAGGCCAGAGAGUUCCUCAGGAAAAAACUCAUCGGCAAAAAGGUGAAUGUUGAAGUGGACUACAUCCAGCCUCCCAACCAGGGCUUUGCAGAGAAGACCUGCUGCAGUGUCACUAUUGGUGGAAUUAACAUUGCUGAAGCCCUGAUUAGCAAGGGCCUGGCCACUGUGAUCCGAUAUCGCCAGGACGAUGACCAGCGAUCAUCCAAGUACGACAUCCUAUUAGGGGCGGAAGAGCGGGCCAAGAAGAAGGGGGUGGGGCUCCAUUCAAAGAAGGAGGCGCCUAUACACCGUGUAGCUGAUGUGUCUGGGGAUGUGAUGAAGGCCAAGCAGUUCCUGCCUUUCCUGAUGAAGGCCGAGCGCCUGGAGGCUGUGUGUGAGUUUGUGGCCAGUGGGUCUCGUGUACGAGUCUUCCUGCCCAAAGAGACCUGCCUCAUAACCUUCCUUAUCUCAGGUAUUGAGUGCCCCCGUGGUGCCCGGCCCGGCCCUGCAGGUUCCACUGUACCAGGGGAACCGUUCGGAGAGGAAGCCAUGAUGUUCACCAAGGAGAUGUGUAUGCAGCGAGAGGUUGACAUCAAAGUGGAGACUACAGACAAGGGAGGUAACUUCAUUGGCUGGCUGUUUGUGGAAGGGGUAAACCUGUCACUGGCACUGGUUGAAAAAGGUCUGGCCAAGGUUCACUUCACAGCAGAGAGGUCCCCGUACUACAAUGAGAUGCUGAAAGCUGAAGCUACCGCAAAAGAAAAUAAACUUAAUAUCUGGGCUGACUUUGAGGAGCCUGUAGUGGUGAAGGAGGCUGAUGAGCCACAGGAGCGCCAGGUCACGUAUCGCAAGGUUGUUGUCACUGACGUUGGGGCCGACCUCAAGUUCCACGCACAGACGGUUGAAAAUGGCCCUCGUCUGGAGAAGCUAAUGGAGGACCUACGUAUCGACAUGGAAACCAACCCUCCCCUCCCUGGGGCCUACACGCCCAAGAAAGGGGACAUGUGCGCCGCAAGAUUUUCCGAGGACCAACAGUGGUAUCGCGCAAGGGUUGAGAAAAUUGAAGGAUCCAAGAUCCAUGUACUCUUUGUUGACUACGGGAAUCGGGAGGUGACAGAUGCGACCCAACUGUCUCAAUUGGCCUCCAAUUUCACGCUACUGAGUCCCCAGGCCCAGGAGUUCCAGCUGGCAUUUGUGCAGUUACCAACAGAUGAGGAAGCCAAACUAGAUGCGCAGGAUGCCUUCUAUCAUGAUGUUCUGAACCGUCAGCUCCUGCUAAACGUGGAGCACCGUAUCGGUGGUGGAGAGUCAGUGUCCCUGUGCGACCCAGAUUCCAACGAUGACGUUGCCAAGGCCCUGAUCAGCGCUGGUUUCGUGAUGUGUGAACAGCGGCGGGAGAAGAGGUUCUCCAAGGUCCUCUCCGAGUACCACAAGGCGCAGGAAGCAGCAAAGAACAACAGGGUGAACAUCUGGCGCUAUGGGGACUUCCGUGAAGACGACGCCAAAGAGUUUGGUUACAAGCGCUAACGCUGACCUUCAAUCUGUUAACACAAGUGGAACGAGCAUUGUUACGUCCGUAUCUGAGCAUCUCCACAUCGUGGAACAGCUGUGCUAUUGUGGCAUUAACAUCAACAGCUUUGGAGCACUUAUGUCUUAAACCAAUGACAGGAAAGCAAUAACUUCCUUUGGAUAUAUAAAAUUGAGUCUUGAUCUGGGAAAAUGGGGCUAAAUGCACAACAGGGCAACAUGCACGUGUGUAAAGUGUUGUCCCAUAUUAGCCUGCGCAUUCUACACAGGCUAAUCAGGAUAAACACUUUCCGCCAAGACUGGAUUUUGUUAAAAGGAUACUGAAAAUUCUAUUUAAGUGGAAAAUGCUGUCCCUGAUUAGUUCAGACUGCAAAGGUCAAUCUGGGACGACACUUCAUGCAUGUGCAUUAAGCCCAGUUUUCCCAAGACAAGGCCCCUAAAUCUAAAUGCGAAUUACAUUUUAGUAAUGAAAACGUUCUUCUUUAUGAAGUGUAAUAGAACAUAAGAUAAUGUGCAAACAUUCAUAAUAUCAGAUAAUGGCCAGCUGAAAGCAUGGGUGAUGUUCGGAUAUGGGCGUAUCAAAAUAUGCAAAGCUACACAAGUGGAAUCUAGUAAAUUGUACAUUUAUCAAAUCAGAAACUUUACACACGUUGAAGAUAGCUUUUGUCAAAAUGUUUUUUAUUGGAAUGUUCUUCCUAAUGGCGAAAUACAAGCUUUACAUGUAUGUUUUAUUAGUCAUAUUUUAUACAGAUAUAGUGUUAGAAUUCAUAAUAAAUUUCCAAUUUAUAAAGUAAGUUUUAUUUAGAAAUUAACUUCAUUUGUUUUCAUAUCCUCAUUACACACUUUGUUCUUAUAAUCAUUUGCCACAUUUCAUUGCUGGGACCAAUACAGGGUCAAAAAAGUCUUUCGAAAUUCGAAAUAUUUGCUCUUUUUUUUCCAAAUGCAUGUAAUUUAUUUUAUUUCUAGGAGGCAGCUUGAAAAGAACAAUACCAUGUUUAUACUCUGUAUAAGCAAGCAACGGUUUCCCUGUUAGGAGGAAUGUUUCUUGUUUGGUUAUGGGCGGAAUUAUAUUUCUUGUAGUAACAUAGGAACAACUUGAAGUCAAGUGUCCUACACAACACUAAUUCAUGAUUUAUCAAUGUCAGCCAUAAACUGACAUGGAUAUAUUUACAGAUUUAGCAAAACCUGACAGACAAAUCUUACAAAACAUUAAAAUGUCUGACGACCAUUUGGGUGCUUUCAAAUACAAAGUCUUUAAAAAAGGAAAGAUUAAAUAUAACGAUCAUAUAUGUCACUAAGAUUAUUCCCAUAUCUGACAAUAUUUUUAUAUGUCCAUGACCUACCCAUAGCAGGUUUUGCAGAGUCUGUAUUGUUAAUAGUAGUAUUUGUUCCCUCUAUUGGAGUUUUGUAAUAGUUAGUAAUGAUAUGCAACUUAAACUGCUACUUACACAACACGAGGAUUGUAAGUUUCCUAUGUUACCAGCAAGAUUACUGCAAUAAAAGCAUAAUCAACA
Dreissena polymorpha is the source of this 4509-nucleotide messenger RNA. Its product is annotated as staphylococcal nuclease domain-containing protein 1-like. Gene Ontology annotation, molecular function: RNA binding; nuclease activity. The record is from RefSeq and is a predicted model, not a curated record. The coding region runs from base 281 to 2995 and encodes 904 amino acids. Gene Ontology annotation, cellular component: nucleus; RISC complex; cytosol. Gene Ontology annotation, biological process: regulatory ncRNA-mediated gene silencing; mRNA catabolic process. NCBI's taxonomy places the organism in Eukaryota, Metazoa, Mollusca, Bivalvia, Myida, Dreissenidae. The transcript has 22 exons.